CUUUGGGGAGCCUGGCCGCUGGGAUGCUUUCCACGGGUGUCCCCUUCCCUGCCUCCCCACCGUCCCAGCAAGCCUGGCCGCCUUCAUUCAGUACAGAGAAAAGGACAAAGUGCAGCAGGUGCGGGGGAGCGCUGUGCGGAUGGGGAGAGGUGCGUGCUCCAAAUGCCAACAUUAGAGAAGGCAGGUGGAGGUGGAAGGAGGAAGAACCGGGGAGCCGAGCCAGCCUUGGGUGGGGGUUCAGCCUUCGGAGAGCCCUGGCGGCAGGUGCACGGUGACGCCCGGAUUCCCGGGAGGCUCCCUGCCCGGCCUUCUUUCGGCUAAGCUGCGCAGCCGGACGGUCUGCCUGGCAGAGGAGGCUCGGUGCGCGCCGGAGAAGGAACCACAACAACCACGCGUGGCCAAAGCGGCGGCGCGCGAGAGGCGGCGCGCCCAGGGCGCAGCGCGGUGCGGCGUGUAAGGCCGGCAGGCUCAGCCGAGUGCUCGCCGCCGCCUCCCUCCGCCCUUCCGCCGGGGCCGCCUCCGCCUCCGCCUCCGCCUGCGAUGGCGGCGCUCGUGGCUGCGCCGACUGCGGCGCGCUCUCUGCCCCGGCCGAGCCCGGCCCGGCAGCGCUGAAGCGGCCUGGGGAGCGGCUGGCGCGGCCCAUGUCCUCCCAGGGGGCGGAGGAGACCGAGCCGCCCACCCGUCCUGCUGCGGCGGCGAGGGAGGCGGCUCCGGCGGCGGCCGCUCCGCAUUGUGCGCCGCGCGGCAGCGGCGGGAGCAGCAGCUUGGCGAGCGAGAGCGGGGGCCCGGCCCGGCGGGAGCCCCUUUUGCCGCCCCUCGCCCGCCAGCCCAGCCCCAUGAAGGAGCCUGGCGGCCCCGGGGCAGCGGACGGCGGCGGGGACGGAGCAGCAGCCGCCGCCGCCUCUUCUUCUCCGGAGGGCACAGGAGGGGCCGCCGCCCCCGCCGCGGCGGCUCAGGUUGAGGGCGGCAGCAAUGGCAGCAGCGGCAGCAGUGGCAGCAAUGUUGGGACAAGAGCCUCUGUGGGCAGAGAGCGUUUGAAGAGGACCCAGAAGAUUAUGAAAGCAGAAGGUUGUGAUUCAGCCACGCCUCAAGCAUCGCCCAGUAAGGAUGCAGCAGCAAUGACCGAGGUGAAGGUGAAAACGGAAGUCCCGGAUGACUACAUUCAGCAGGUGGUCUGGCAGGAUGACCCAAAAGAGCCGAAGAAGAAAGGUGGCGGGGUAGCCGAGGUGCCUGCCGAAAUUUGUGUGGUGAUUGGUGGGGUCCGCAACCAGCAGACUCUCGGUAAGCUAGGAUCAUAUGAGUGCGGAAUAUGUGGAAAGAAAUAUAAGUACUACAAUUGUUUCCAGACCCACGUUCGAGCGCACAGAGACACAGAAGCGGCAUCGGGCGAAGGAACCUCCCCGGGGAAUAACUUUAGGUACACGUGUGACAUUUGUGGGAAGAAGUACAAAUACUACAGUUGCUUCCAAGAGCACAGAGACCUGCAUGCGGUGGAUGACCCCUACGACCAAGCAAUGAUUGCCAAGGAGGAGGUGAAAGAAGAGGAGCCCGAGCCCUUUCAGAAGAUUGGUCCAAGUACGAUUGACCGAGUUUGCAACUUAAAAACGGGCAACUAUACCUGCGAAUUCUGUGGCAAGCAGUACAAGUACUACACGCCAUAUCAGGAACACGUGGCCCUUCACGCACCGAUCAAGUACUCUCGAUCUCCACUCUUCGUGGCUGUGAAGACCCAGGCGAGCCAAUCGGGCAAAAAAACGCCGACGGCGCCCAUAAUCCGGUGCUCCACCCUCCUCCACCGCACUCCCUCCGGUAUCCCACCGGCGGCAUCUCCGUCACAGACGUUCCGCGCUCCAAAUUCUGGAUCCCCAGGAAGCAAGGCCACCACAGCAGAAAGCGCUUUCAGUCGACGAGUGGAAAACAAACUGCAAAACAACUAUGAAGAAACUAACAGCAGCUCCCAGAACUCCAGUGAAACUGCCAGUCCUUUGGUUUCAAAUCCUUUACCGCUUUUACAAAAGCCAUACACCUGUGGGGCCUGUGGCAUCCAGUUCCAGUUCUACAACAAUCUCCUUGAGCACAUGCAGUCUCACGCAGCUGACAAUGAAAACAACAUUGCCUCAAACCAGCCCAGGUCACCUCCAGCUGUGGUGGAAGAGAAGUGGAAGCCGCAGCUACAGAGGAACAACUCUAACAACAUCUCAGCUGGCAGCUCCCUCCUUAACAGCCCCAUCCCGGAGAAGGAGCGGCAGAACAUAGCAGAGCGGCUGCUGAGGGUGAUGUGCGCUGAUCUGGGGACGCUGAGCGUGGUGAGCGGCAAAGAGUUUGUUAAACUGGCGCAAAGUCUUGUUGACAACGGUGCUCGCUAUGGCGCCUUCUCCGUUACGGAGAUCCUUGGCAACUUCAACACGCUAGCCCUCAAGCACUUGCCCCGGAUGUACAACCAGGUGAAAGUGAAGGUCACUUGCGCUCUUGGCAGCAACACCUGCUUGGGCAUUGGCGUCACCUGUCACUCGCAGAGCAUUGGCCCCGAUUCCUGCUACAUCCUGACGGCAUACCAGGCAGAAGGCAGCUGCAUCAAGAGUUACGUCUUGGGGAUCAAAGGGGUGGACAUUCGUGAUAACGGGGAUUUGGUCCACCACUGGGUGCAAAAUGUGCUUUCCGAGUUCGUUAUGUCUGAGAUCAGGACUGUGUACGUCACAGACUGCAAGGUGAACUCCUCUGCGUUUUCCAAGGCGGGCAUGUGUUUGCGUUGCUCUGCGUGUGCCUUGACCUCUGUAGUGCAGAGUGUGCUUAACAAACGCACCCUCCAAGCACGCAACAUGCACGAGGUCAUUGAGCUGCUGAAUGUCUGUGAGGACCUGGCGGGCUCUGCAGGGAUCUCCAAGGAGACCUUUGGCUCCCUGGAGGAGACCUCCCCUCCCCCUUGCUGGAACUCCAUCACGGACUCUCUGCUGCUUGUCCACGAACGCUACGAGCAGAUCUGCGAGUUUUAUAGCCGGGCCAAGAAGCUAAACCUUAUCCAGAACCUCAACAAGCACCUGCUGAGCAACCUAGCGGCCAUCCUGGCUCCGGUGAAACAAGCCGUCAUUGAACUGAGCAACGAGAGCCGGCCGACGUUGCAGCUGGUGCUGCCUACCUAUGUGAAACUGGAGAAACUCUUCACCUCAAAGGCCAAUGACGCGGGCAUUGUCAGCAAGUUGUGCCACCUUUUUCUGGAAGCCCUGAAGGAGAACUUCAAGGUGCACUCGGCUCACAAGGUGGCCAUGAUUCUGGACCCUCAGCAGAAACUACGGCCGGUCCCCCCUUACCAGCACGAGGAGAUCAUUGGCAAGGUGUGUGAGCUGAUCCACGAGGUGAAGGAAUCUUGGGCCGAGGAGCCCGAUUUCGAGCCCGCCUCAAAAAAAUCUCGGACCUCGAAUGAGAGCUCUCCGACUCGGGAGGAAGACCGGUCGGGCAAAAGCGAGGUCUAUGAUUACUUGCAAGAGCCCCUUUUUCAGGCAGCCCCUGACCUCUUCCAGUACUGGUCCUGUGUGACGCAGAAGCAUACCAAGCUGGCCAGACUGGCCUUCUGGCUCCUAGCAGUGCCCGCUGUGGGAGCCAGAAGCAACUGCGUCAACAUGUGCGAACAAGCCCUCCUGAUUAAGAGGCGGCGACUGCUGAGCCCUGAGGAUAUGAACAAGCUCAUGUUCUUGAAGUCCAACAUGCUUUAAAACAAGGAGGGGGGGUGCGGGAGGGAGCGGCGCCCUUCCAGAACACGUCCCCACCACACGCAAACACUGUUCCAAAUCCAGAAUCCACUGUGGACCUCAUUCGGAAACAUCCUGGGAAAUAAAAAGUGCUUUUAAUAUACAUGUUGAUACCUCUAUGAAUAUGUAUAUAAAAAGCUCAAUGGAAAGGAAUGCGGGUGAGAAGCACACCAAUGCUAGAAACACACUCCUUCCUUUAGAUUUCUGUGUGAAUUUGAUAAAACCUCAUGUUUUCAAGAGGGCAGGCCAGUUAGUCCGGGGGUCUUUAGGCAGCUGAGUUUCUAAAUUGACUUGAAUGGUUGUUUCAUUAUUACACUUUUCAUAAAUACCAACAGCCAACCUUCUGUUUCCUUCCCCUCUUUGGAGCCCUGAUGCCAGGGACAGCCAGCCUUGUUGAUCUCUGCCAGUUUUUGGGCUCACUGGAAGGCUCCUCCUAUGAGCCGCGUGUCCCUACAGGGGCACUCAAGGUUUCCUCUUGGCAUCAUAAAACAUGUCAUGUUUGCAGGCAGCUGUCUUUCAGAAACCUCCAAGUCAGGAAUGAAGACUUGAAGAAUUAAAAAGAAAAAAAAAUCCAGGAGAAAAAUGCUACCUGACUUUGAUACCAGUGACUUGACUACUCUUAAGGAAAAAAAGGGGGGUGAUUAAAACCUGAAAGAAUAUUUUGCAGAAAAGAAUGUUUAAUCCUGUUAAAAGUCCCCACUAGCCGCUCUGUUUAAACUGGGUGGCAUUUGGGUUUCUGUCCAUUGGCUUGGGAAGAGGCACAGGGGGGCUUUUUUGUGUCCCCUCGAAAUGCCGGCCAUAAAGCAUCGGUAGGAAUCUCUUCCCUGCCAGGCGGCCUGCUCCACACCUGUGCAUUUCCCGGCCUCCAGAGACAUUUUGCUAUGUAAGAACUUUUUUUGAUACUCUUGUCCAGUUUCCAUGUUCAGAGCAAUAGUUGAUUCGAGGCAGUUGUCCUUUGAGCAUCGCGUUUCUGGCUUCACUCUUGCUGGCGAGGAGGCAGAAGGUAAGCACAGAGUCGAGGUGCUGGGCUGCUGACACACCUGUUCCGGGGCCUGGUGGUUUCUCUUGGAUUGCACCUUGUGGUGGUGAUGAUGUUUUGGUUAGACAGACCCAAACUGCAGCAUCUGUCAGUUGGCGGCUAGUGGAGGCAGGAGGCAGUUUUCUCACAUGGUUGUUCUUUUCUUCUUCUUCUUCAAAGUAUUGUUGGCAAGAGGAAUGGAAGGGAUUUCUCAGUCUUGCCUGCUGCCCAUGGAGGUGCGCCUCAUCCUGCCAGCAGCAGAAGAGAUGAUGCUCCUUGCGGGGUGGGGCACACACCGCCUGGCCCUCAGUUGAGCCAUCCCGGUAUGGCUUAGGAGAGACCCAUCCCAUUUCUCUUUCCUUUCCUGCCCGCUCUCCUCCUGUCAGCCAGCCAGCCAGCUGUUGGGAGACCCCUGAAAGGGGCUUAGACUGUGACUCCAGCCCUGCUGCCCACUGGAGUGGAUCCCCCCCCCCAUUAGAGCCAAGGGUGAUCCACUGCUGCAUUUGCUGCCCCCCCCUUCAACACUGAGGGGAGGGGAAUGGUGUGGGUCGUUUCCCUCUUGAGGGCAGUUUGGGGGCUGCCCCGUUCCAUGUUGCACAUCUAAGCUUUAAAGACUGCAUUGGCCAGGUAGCGUCUCCACCAGGAGGUCACUGUGAUCUUUGGUGAGAUUUAGAUUAUUGUAACUCUGGUCUUACUAAGCUGUGUUGGUCACGCAGAUACCUGGACUGGGCCUGUCUUUGGAGGGUUUUUGAAUACUUUUCUCCUGCUGGUCUCUUCUUCAUGUUCCUUCCCUUCCUCCCCUGGACACUGGUGUCCCUGUGAGUAUAGGUUAACUCUUCGAAUGCUAUUAAAUUUAAACAGAAAUUUAAUCUCCCACGAACAAUUUUCCACUCUUUUAAAUCUGCCUUAGGUGUUCUCAUAGAUCUGGUUAUUACAAAUUUUCAUAAUUAAGAAAUGCACGCUCGGCACAAUAAAUACGAAGAUAAAGAGGAAUUCCAAUCUGAAUUUUUGGAAUUAUUUUAAAAUCCCUCAAUUCUGAUGUUUUUCAUUUUUUAAAAAUCCACAUGGCAGGAGAAUGAAAUGCAGGGCAGUUGCUCACAGGCAUCAUUAUGUUUGGGGGUGGACAGGUAUGGCCUCCUCUUGUCAUGAAUGCUGAGACUUCAGGGAUGCGGUGGGGGGGGGGAAGAGAAUAGGAGCAGUUGGGUGUACAAGGAAGCCCCCAAGUGGAACUCUCAAGCUAAUUGCUAGAACAGCAAUGGUGGGGAUGCGACAACUUCACAAGCAACAGGAAUGUCAGGGUAGGAGAAUAUCCAGACAAAUCUUGUGCCUAUUGAGGAAGAAGCUGGGACAAAGCCAGAAUCUUGGGCAAUGGUGUGGGAAACCCUUAAGGUUGUAGACAAAUUAGCUCCACUGUCGCCUUUGCGAAGCUGGCUUGGGAGUCGGGGUGGGGAGUUGUUUCGGUCCCAUUGCCAGCUUCUCUGACUAGUGAGGAAGCCUUCCUCCUAAGGAGUGGCCCCACUUUCAGCAGUCAUGGUUGCAGGGCUUGGUUGGGGUCCGAAGAGGAGGAGCUGAAUACCCAGAGAAGUGGCUUCAGAAGGCCCCUGGUGCUCCCUGCUCUGUAGGGCUGGCUGGCCACAUCUAUAUCUCUCCUGUCGUGGCUUAGGCUCCUGUGCACCACACGCCACUGCGAAGAGGGAGGCUGCCUCAACAGUGCCCUGAACAGCCAGUGGAGGGUGCCCAUCUCUGCUUCUCAAAAUAGGUGAGUCCAUGUCACCCUGAAGGACUUAGGAGAGGUGGCAGGUGAUCCCUGAGAAGUCAUGUCCCCUUUUUCUCGCCCUCAGGCAGACAAUUUCCAGGGUGAUGAGUUUUUUUUAAGUACAGACAUUUUCUAGGACGGAAAAUGAUCACUCCUAAGAGAACCAUCAAGGAGCUGAAGAGUGCUUACCUCAGCAAUCGCCCACUCGAGGGCUGAAGCUGCUGGGAGAGGGGAGAAUCUCAGUGGGGCCAGAGGGUAGGAGGGUGAAGAACUUCCUUGGGUUCUGGAAAAGGCUUGAAACAGUUCUUGUGGGCACUGGUUCAAAGGAUUAGGGGAGGCCGCCUCCUGACCGGUCAGCGGAUGGAUCCAAUGCCAGCUUGGAUAAAUGACCCCUCUCCACAUUUUCUACCUCUUUGGUGUUUCUUGAGAGCUUCCUCUGUCUGCCAACUGCCAACUGUUGUCACAAGUAGGGGGUUUGGUCUUUGGCCACUUGGAUAGUCAACCCAUGGUUGAUAAUUUCUAUGGUGUGGAGGUUAAAACUGCGGCGAAUGUCAGCAGGAACCAAAGCCAACAGCAAUCAGACAGCCUGUCGGACCCCUUCCCGCUCGUGAAUUGGGAUGGUGGUGCGGAAAGGCCUGACGAGGCCCGGCAUGGGGGAAGAGCACGUGCGUUGCACAUGUCUUGGGUAGCUUGGUGUUCCUGGCAAUAUGAGAUGCUUCCAAGACUGCAUCUUGCUACCUUGGAGAGUUGCAUAAAUCUAAAUGUCAUCUUAAAGAAGAGAUAACAGAAAAAAUUAAAAAGUAUAUACAAAAAAUAUUUUUAGGCCAGAGUUUUCUACAGGUAUUAAUGAAUAUUUUUCUUAAUCCUCAUAAGUUUUACUGUGUUUAAUAUUUCUUAAUACCGGUAGCAUUAAUUUAUACUUUUGUAGCAACACACUAUUUUUAUAAAACGCCACCACUUGGCUUGUCUUCGUGAGGGGGGGGGAUUGUGUGAGGGCAAUGUGCUGACCCAUGUACUGUAUUUAAAAAGAGAAAAGUUAUCUACUGUCACGCUUGCUGUGUGUUAAUAAACAAAAAGGAAACUUG
Molecule: messenger RNA, 7605 nt
Organism: Ahaetulla prasina
Lineage: Eukaryota; Metazoa; Chordata; Lepidosauria; Squamata; Colubridae
Gene: ZNF618
Product: zinc finger protein 618
Exons: 14
Coding region: 642-3710 (1022 amino acids)
Source: RefSeq, a predicted model, not a curated record